Molecule: messenger RNA, 6917 nt
Organism: Elgaria multicarinata webbii
Lineage: Eukaryota; Metazoa; Chordata; Lepidosauria; Squamata; Anguidae
Gene: TET1
Product: tet methylcytosine dioxygenase 1
Exons: 11
Coding region: 1-6738 (2245 amino acids)
Biological process (GO): positive regulation of transcription by RNA polymerase II
Cellular component (GO): nucleus
Molecular function (GO): zinc ion binding; DNA binding; DNA 5-methylcytosine dioxygenase activity
Source: RefSeq, a predicted model, not a curated record
AUGGCUCGUGAUGCCAGAUCUUCACGAUUAGUUAAAAAAGAGGAGAUAAGCAAAAAGAAACCGAGCCCAGUCAAAAAGAAAUCUUGCCAAGCAACAAAAGAUGCCAAGAAAACUUCCCCAAAGGCAGAAUGUUCUGCAAACUGCAAAAAGUUAAUGGAAGAAAAGAAUGAUGGCAGGAAAAAGCCAAAAGAACAGAAAACCCUGUUGAGUUCAUCAUGCCGAUUUCUCAGGAGCAGUGUCACCAAAGCCUUCUCUGGAACAUCUUGGAUGAAUCUGGGAUUAACUGAUAAUGUUCUUUUUCAUAAGCAGCCGCCUUUGAGCUACAAUGGCUUUACCAUGACUCUUCGUAGGAAACAAUUUUCCCAUAGACUGUUCCAAGCAUCACCAGUUGCAAGAGCCAAGAAAGAUGGCCCAGUAAAAAAUGUGGGGAAAAGAGAGAAAUCUGAACUGGGAACCUCCUGUGGGUUAAAAAGAAAAGAAGCUGAAGAGACUUCAAGGGCUUUUAAACAGGAUGCAAACCAGAGCGGUGAGUUAACUUCUCCCGAAGGAGCCGGCACUCUGUGUGAUGCAGAAGGAGAUCACUCCUCUGAAUGUGACAGCCAUGACCAAAAUGGAGAGAUGUCUCUUGAAAGUAGUAUUUCUGCUUCUAAUGGUGACAUACCAGGUAUCUAUAAUCCAGAGGUGUUAAAGGAAGAAUGCAAGUGUAAAGCACUUGUACCUAAUGAGCAGGCCCUGCAUGAUUUCUCUACUCUUACCUCAAAUGAAACUUUGGCUGAGCCUGUUCCCCAGUCUUUACACCUUGAUUCUGCCAUUGCUUUAAAAGUACAUGAAAACAAAUUGGGGACACUUGUGCAGUCACAUUUGAAGAAUAGUCUGGAUUUGCCUCCUGUCCCCAAGGAACAUUCCGAUUCCACGUUGAGUCUUUUGUCUGAAACAAAUUCAAAGGUACUUGAGAAAAAGCCAGUGUCUCCCACAGAAUCUCACUCCAAAACUGGCUGUGGUUUGGUGCUAACUGACUGUGAACCUGAUGCUGCCAUUUUGAUUACCUCUGAAUUAAUCUCAAAAUUGCAGAUAGAUGAUCCACGUGUGUUACCAGAGUCCCAUCUCAAACAAAAUCCUGAGCCUGCCGUUCAAGAAGAACCUGGUUCCAACUGCAUCUCUGAAUCAGAGGGCUAUUUAAAAGAUCCAGACCUUUGUGCGGAAUCUCAUUUACCAAAGGACUUGGAACUGGAGCCAAGCUAUAAAGCACUUGAUUCGUAUUUCAAUUCCAGGCAAAAUUAUCCAGAAUGUAGCCAAGCAAAUGAAGUAUCCGGUUUUGAACAAGUUUCUAAUACCUCUUUGACAAGUUUUAUCUUGGGAGAUCUUGAGCGGACACUUGAAAGGAUUGCUGCAGAAACACUUGUUUUAGAUUCGGCUGCUGUGCCUGUUACAUUGCUCAAUCCAGAAAAACACUCAGCUGAUUCUGUUUUGAUAAGUAGCAGCAGCAGCGAGGUCUUUAAGGAAAGUGUUCCCAUGUCCCCUGAAGAUGCUAAUUCAUGGCUGCUUUCAGACACUGCAGGGGGUCCAAGUACAAGGGCAGUUGUGCCGGAUGAAUCAAUUCCAAUUCUGAAACCUCAGGAUCCCUUGGGAAGUGACGGAAAAGACACGAACUCUGUUCAGGGUACUAGGAAAUGUGACACCAAUCCAGUUGCAGAUUCAGAGCUGUCUUUCUGUGGAAAUCCAGCCGGUGAUCUUCCUGCCUCAUUUGCCUCUUUGCAACCGGUCGUAGAAAAGAAAAAGCGACGACGGUGCGGAGUAUGUGAGCCAUGCCUGCGGAAAACUAACUGUGAAGAAUGCAGCUGCUGCAGGAAACGCAAAACGAGCCAUCGGAUAUGUAAAAAGAGAAAAUGCGAGGAACUGAAGAAGCCUCCCCUCCCGCUACCGCCUGUAAUGAUAUCCUUAGAGGUGCUAACUGAAAACAAAAGGCCUCAGAAGAGAAAGCAAACAGUUCGGAAGGAAAACUCGGGAAACAAACCAGUCAAUGGCUACAGACCAGAGCUCAUGGAAUGUGUUGCCCACAGCCAUGGCGAAAAACACAAGGUGAAACCAAACCAGUCACUGCCCUGGGAAAAUGUACAGACGAAUGAAAAGGGAAGUAUGACCGGCUUAGAAACGGAGAAGUGGGCACAGAAUGAGAAGCCAUUGCUUAGUGCUCAUGUGAACGGUGACCUCUGUAGAACUGGAACAAGGAAUGAGAACUCAACACAGUUUGAAAAGGAUGCAAAAGCGGUUUAUUCUUCCAGUGUGUUAGAUGAGCCCAAAAAGCUGUUUGCCCAAACGUCUAAAAAUGGCAUUAAAAGCAUACCUUACUCACCAGCAGAAUGUGAUGUGUCGCAGAAAAAAACAGAUGUGAGUACAACUGCAGAUCUGGCGAACAUCUGCAAAGAAAGCAACUCUGGUGCCUCUUGGGGGGCUGCGGCUCAGCUGAACAGCACCAGCUCUUUGACAACUGGAACGUGUGGUGCUCUUCCGGAAAAGAAAGGUCACGUUCUAGAGAAACAGACAGAAAACUGUAAUGCCAUUCAGGAAACUGAGAACUUGCUUUCGCAAACCAUUUCACUUUUAGAUCUUCGAGAUGAGUCACCUUGUGCUCCUGUCCUUGAAAAAGAUGACAGCCUUGAGGAUGGUGCUUCAAAAAUACCAAGCAAAAAUCCCCAACCUGAAGAUUUAUCACUUCAGUCAACUUUUUUAUCUCUGAUUAAAAACCGAAAUUUAACUGUAGAACAGGUUGUAGCUAUUGAGGCAUUAACACGUUUGUCAGAACUCCCUCUAGGAGCUUCUUCAUCAGCCAAAACAGAAAGAGUUCAGUGUACAGAGCAGCAAACUUCACAUUCACUUAACAAUUACAGAAAGGAUAAUUCAUGUUAUUUGUCAUCAUCCACAUUGAAAGCAAUUAAAGGGUCUUGCCCACAAAAAGACCAGCAGCUCUUUUCUCAUGCUUCUUCACAGAAAAGAAUCCUUCCUAAGAGUUUGCUUUACAAUGGUCAAGGUGCUAUUUCUGAAUUCCCCAGUAAAUCCCCAGGUCCAUCUAGCUUGUUGCGUAGAUUACAUUGCUCCCCACGCGAUACCAAGUCUUUCUCUGCUUUAGUGUCCAGUGGAAAUUCAGGUCAUACUACCAAGAAAUAUCCUCUUCUUCAUAAAGCUGCCAUUGGGCCAUGUUCCAAAAACUCAAGUACUAUCAAACAACGGAGGAACAGAGUAGAGAUGCUUGGGAAAUGGGAGGGAAAGUCUGUUCAUGGCCUGAAUUCAAAAAGUAAUUCUAUAAUUAGGGACGGCAUUCACAGCCAGGAUGAAGAAGAAGUAGCCACCCAAUUAACUCAACUUGCAGCAAUAAUUGAAUCAAACAAAACAAGCCUAGAUCAGAAAACAUCGCUUCUCAGUCGAAUACCGCCCGAUAUGCAAUCAAAACUUAAACAGGAUCAGUGCCUAUUGCAGAAGAAACAAUCGGUGUUCGUAAGGAAUAAUUACAGCUCCUUGUUAGUCAAGCAAAGGCAGCCGACACGGAAAAAUGAUAAACCAGUACCAAGGGCAAAAAGACUAAAAAAGAAGCCUCAAGUAACAUCUGACCAACAAAAUCAGCUACAACAAGAAUGCCCGCAUAGUGAAUUACAGGACUUACCGAAAAAGCCUACUAAACUACGCAAGCUUGGUCGGAUUGUUUCACAAGAUUCAAAGCUAACUGCUUUGGGGAAAAAACCCUCCAAAACCAAAGUACAGAAGGCACGGAAUCGGAGUACUUUGUCAUCGCAACAAAAACCAGCUGCAUUAUUUCUCCCCAAAACUCAAAUAAUAUUCCACAGGCCUUUACCUGCCUCAGCGCAAGACAAAAUAAAAGACAAGCUGUUUGGUCAUGAAAUGGUGCCUGAGCACAUCAAAACUGUGGGCUCCAAUGAUGCACAGGGCACCAAUCCUCCAAGUGGUGCCUACAUUGCUUUGCAACAUAGUGGCCUACUCUCCAAUAAUCUUCUGACUGUUUCUAACUUAGAAGCAGAAUCCUGUUUGAACCAAGGAAGUGAAAAUGUACAUACGUUUACAGAAAAAGACAAGAAUUCUCAGGUACAGCAAACCAUGAAUAUUGCUCAAGUGCAUCCUUUGCCUCAGAUCUUUAGCCAACGAGCAGAUGAGAAGGGCAAGGAAGACCAAGCAAAGCUUCAGCAGGAUGCGUCGGAGCCACAAAAGGGUCAGAAUCUGCCAACGAUGCCCAUUAACUGUGGUGAAGCCUCUCCAGGGGAUACCAUGCAGACUCUCAGGAAUGUGGAGUGUGCAAACAAAGUUACAUUUCCAACAUCAAGAAGCUUGGGGACUGAGAAUCCACAGGGUGCAGGUAUUUUAGGAUGUUCUCCAGCAAAGAAUACGCUCAGUAGAUUUCUCGAAUCUCCUAUGAAGUUCUUGGACACCCCUACAAAGAACCUAAUUGAUACUCCUACAAAGAAAGGGCAGACUGAUUUUCCAAUCUGUGAUUGUGUUGAACAAAUUAUAGAGAAGGAUGAAGGUCCAUAUUAUACACACCUUGGAACGGGACCAAGUGUUGCUGCAGUCAGAGAAAUAAUGGAGGACAGGUAUGGAGCAAAAGGAAGUGCCGUAAGAAUAGAGGUAGUGGUGUACACAGGCAGAGAAGGAAAAAGUUCCCAGGGGUGUCCGAUUGCCAAGUGGGUGAUACGAAGAAGUAGCGAUGAAGAAAAGUUGUUGUGCUUGGUUCGUCAGCGUGCAGGACAUCACUGCCAGACUGCUGUCAUUGUGAUACUUAUUUUGGCUUGGGAAGGUAUCCCUCACCUUCUGGCUGACACGCUGUACAAGGAACUGACCCAGAGUCUCAGAAAAUAUGGCUGUCCAACCAGCCGUAGAUGUGCACUAAAUGAAGAUCGUACUUGUGCCUGUCAAGGUCUUGAUCCAGAGACAUGUGGAGCAUCGUUUUCAUUUGGCUGUUCAUGGAGUAUGUAUUACAAUGGCUGUAAGUUUGCCAGAAGCAAAAUCCCAAGGAAAUUUAGACUUCUCACAGAUGAUCAUAAGCAAGAAGAACAUCUGGAAAAUAAUUUGCAAAGUUUAGCUACUGAUGUGGCUCCGCUAUAUCAGAAACUUGCCCCUGAUGCAUUCCAGAACCAGGUGGAAAAUGAGCAUCUGGGUCCUGACUGUCGGCUGGGAAUCAAGGAUGGUCGGCCUUUUUCUGGUGUCACAGCUUGCAUUGAUUUCUGUGCUCAUGCCCAUAAGGAUACACACAACAUGCACAAUGGAAGCACUGUGGUUUGUACUUUAACAAAAGAAGACAACCGUACAGUGGGAGUGAUUCCAAAUGAUGAGCAGCUGCACGUGUUACCUCUUUACAAAAUUUCACAAACAGAUGAAUUUGGUACAGAGGAAGGGCUGGAAGCCAAGAUAAAAGCUGGGGCAAUACAGGUGCUUACUGCUUUCCCUCGAGAAGUAAGAAUGUUAGCUGAGCCACGUAGAGCAACAAAGAAGAAGAAACCAGAAACAAAGAAGCAAACUUCAGCAGAAAAGAAGCAUUCUACGCCUGUAAAGGGGAAAAAUGGAGUGCCAGAAAAUACCAGUAAAACAUCGCAAAGUUUAGGGAGCAAAACGAGUACAUUGCAACCUGGGACAAAAAUGGAGACUGGUGAACACCUUUCUACCAUAAACCAUAAUUCAGACACUACUAAAAAUUGCUCUGUAUUAAAGCAAUAUGCUCCUUCCUCCCCUUUAAAGCUGGAUAGUUUACAUUCUUGCUCUCCAUUAACUCACAAAGCUGGUGGUAUAAUGCCAGUGACUAAUAGUCAACAAGAUUUUUCAACUCCCUACGGGUAUUUACAAUGCAGUAGUAACAAACCUCAUGUGGCACCCAAAGGUAAGAAUUUUGAUGUGUCCAUUAGUGAUCAUACUGGAAUUUUGCUGGAUGAGAGGAGGAAUGGCAUGCCCCCAUUUCUUCAAGACCUUACUGUUUCGAAGUCCACAGCCAACAGAGAGAAUUUGCCCCACAGACUUGAACAAGAAGUAGUCAACAAGCAAAAUUGUGAAAUUAACUUAGAAAGCUCUCCUGCCUCACAGUUGGCUAGCUCUUGUGAAUUACCAGUGCCGUCGAAUGCUCCAGAAUAUAUAGUCAGAAAUGAAAUUAGUUCUUCCCAGGAGCGUCCAAUGCAAAAAGGUGGUUUCAAAAAAACCCCAAAUUGUGAUUCUGCCACUGUGGAUAAACAGCCACAUAGUGAGCUCCUGAAGCGCACAGAUCCUGAAGAAAAAGGAGAGGAAAUGUGGUCAGACAGUGAGCAUAACUUCUUGGAUAAUGACAUUGGCGGAGUAGCUGUAGCACCAUCACAUGGCUCCAUCUUAAUUGAAUGUGCGCGCCGCGAACUACAUGCCACAACUCCUAUUAAAAAGCCAAACAGGAAUCAUCCCACACGGAUCUCUUUAGUCUUCUACCAACAUAAAAACUUAAAUGAGCCAAAACAUGGGAUAGCGCUGUGGGAGGCAAAGAUGGCUGAGAGAGCGAAAGAGAAAGAAGCGGGAAAAUUGGGCACUGAAAAUACCAAUUUACAACCUAAUGACAGGAAUGCACACCAAGCCAAUGCCAACCAAGAGAUUUUCUAUGAAGACAAUGAGUUCAACCAAAUUCCAUCCCGCCGAGCAUUAACAGUAACUCAUGAUAACAUCAUAACGGUGUCUACUUAUGCCCUCACACGAGUUGCAGGGCCAUAUAACCAUUGGGCAUAGGUUUUUAUAGCAACUAUACAACUUUUGCCUUGGAGCAGUGUUACACAACGAUUCCUAAAGGUGCUGUUAAAGAACAAAGUCUUGUAUGGUUUACUCUUUGUUCAUCUCAACCAUUUUGAAGGCUGAGUUAAAAAAAAAAGUGGUUUUUUUUUCUUAAACUGUGACUUUCUAUAUUUUAA